Molecule: messenger RNA, 2582 nt
Organism: Scomber japonicus (chub mackerel)
Lineage: Eukaryota; Metazoa; Chordata; Actinopteri; Scombriformes; Scombridae
Product: sodium/potassium/calcium exchanger 3-like
Exons: 17
Coding region: 1-2001 (666 amino acids)
Biological process (GO): intracellular calcium ion homeostasis; calcium ion transmembrane transport
Cellular component (GO): membrane
Molecular function (GO): calcium channel activity; calcium, potassium:sodium antiporter activity
Source: RefSeq, a predicted model, not a curated record
AUGGAUGUGGCAGCGGUAGAGGGGAUGUCUCUGCCGGGUAUCCGACUCCGGAAUCGGCCGACGCAAGUGAUGCCGAGCCAGAAGAAGGUCAAAGCCAGGCGGAAAAAGCGAAAGGAGUUGGUUUUAAUCCAGAUAUGCUUGUUCUGCGGCUUGCUCCUGCUCGUCAAGGGCUUUUCCUUCUUAGCGGAAAACGCAGGUUUCGAUGUCUCCAGCCCAAUCACAGAGGACCAGGAGAGGUGGGGAGGCAGGAGGUUACUGCAGGAAAUGGACAACAGCAGCAUGGAGGAAAUGGAGAGUGAAGGAUCUAUGAACUGCACUACUCCAGCUCUGCACGAGUUCCCUACAGAUCUGUUCACACACAAAGAGAGAACAGAAGGAGCGGUGGCCCUGCAUGUCCUGUGUACCAUAUACAUGUUCUGUGCCCUGGCCCUUAUCUGUGAUGACUACUUCGUCCCCUCCCUGGAGAAGAUAUGUGAGCGUCUCAAUCUCAGCGAGGAUGUAGCAGGUGCAACCUUCAUGGCUGCUGGCAGCUCAGCUCCUGAGCUCUUCACAUCUGUCAUAGGGGUGUUCAUCACCAAAGGUGACGUGGGUGUGGGAACCAUUGUAGGUUCAGCUGUUUUCAACAUCCUCUGCAUCAUUGGUGUGUGCGGCUUCUUCGCUGGCCAGGCAGUGAAGCUCUCUCCUUGGGCUGUACUUCGAGACUCAACUUACUACACCUUUUCAAUCAUAGCUCUCAUUGCGUUCAUCUAUGAUGAGAAGGUGUGCUGGUGGGAGUCUCUUAUCCUGAUUCUCAUGUAUGCAGUCUAUAUCCUCAUCAUGAAGUUUAAUGGCAGGGCACAGCGCUACUUUGAUCGUCGAAAGAAGAGCUCAGUAAAUCUGGCCAAUGGGUUGACAGGAAGCACUGAUCUAGAGGAUAAUGUCACUUGUGAUGCUACUGCAGUCCUACUCAAGAAAGCUAACUUCCACUGUAAGCCAUCUGUGCUGAUGGUGGAUGAGCUCCUGUCUGCAUACCCUCACCAGCUGUCUUUCUCCGAGGCCGGCAUGAGGAUCAUGAUCACCAGUCAUUUCUCACCCAGAACCCGCCUCACCAUGGCCUCUCGGAUGCUUAUCAAUGAGAGACAGAGACUGAUCAACACCACUGAGACUCGGGUCAACCGCAUCAACAACGGCGACUCUGACUCAGCAGCCAGGGCCCAGGGAAGGCGGGGUUUGGAGAAUGGGAUGGGUGGGGCUGAGCAGGGCCUGAACGGUAGGUGCAGGCUUCAGCGACUGGAGUCUGGCAAUGAGACGGAGAAUGAAAAUGAGGACAAUGAGAACAAUGAGAAUGACGAGGAAGGAGAGGGAGAGGAUGACAACGGAGGGCCCCUGGUGCCUUUCAAAGUUCCAGCGGGUGUAUGUAACAAGGUGAAAUGGCUGGUCAUGUGGCCGCUGUCCCUGCUUCUGUUCCUCACUGUGCCCAACUGUUCCAAGCGGCGCUGGGAGAGAUGGUUCAUGGUCUCCUUCUUUACUGCCACCAUCUGGAUCGCUGGCCUUUCGUACAUCAUGGUCUGGAUGGUGACUGUGAUUGGCUUCACUCUCGGUAUCCCUGACGUCAUCAUGGGCAUCACCUUCCUAGCAGCAGGCACCAGCGUCCCAGACUGCAUGGCGAGUGUUAUAGUGGCACGGCAAGGUAUGGGAGACAUGGCCAUCUCCAACUCUAUAGGCAGUAAUGUGUUUGACAUCCUGGUGGGCUUGGGUCUGCCCUGGGCGCUGCAAACGCUCUGCAUCGACUACGGCUCCAUCAUCCAUCUCAAUAGCAGAGGACUCAUAUUCUCUGUUGGACUUUUACUAGCCUCAGUAUUCUUCACAGUUCUCGGUGUCCAUUUGAACAAAUGGACUUUGGACUGGCGACUGGGCUUGGCCUGCAUUAUCCUGUACGCCAUCUUUCUAUGCUUCUCCGUCCUCAUCGAGUUCAACGUCUUCAUCUUCGUCAACCUUCCCAUGUGCCGAGACAUCCACUGACCUCCCUCCUCUUCUUCUUCUACUUCUUCCUCCGGCUAAUGGAGGAAACCUCACCUGGCUUCCAGUUUCUUGGCGCCUUCAGACCAAGUCCUACCUUUUUUUCUUUUUCUUCUUUUUUUUCCGAAAUAGAAAAAUAGAGCUCUAUAUGAUUUAUCGUUGGUGCAAUACACACAAGAGAGAGAGGACACCGGAGGUUGUGGAGGUGUUUUUUUUGGGGGGUGGGGACUGCACAUGAGGCGCGAAAAAGAAAGUCCCAGCAGCAGAAAUUGCUGCCAAUCGUUGUUUAAGUUGAUGUACUGAAAGGUUGGCUGGCGUGAACUUAACUGUAUUAAGACCAACAGUUAGGCGACUGUUGGUGAAGAAGCUGCUACUGUUACUGACCGACUGACUGACCGGCAGAAAGAGAGAAAUCCUGCGCUAUCAGCGAUUUUUAGCUGGAUCGUUUGUUACUCUUUGUACAAGUUUGGAUAUAAGCACACAAUUAAGGUAUUUUUAAGUAAAAAAAACUGGCUUUCUCUGUAUAUAAUUGAGGAUUAUAUAAGUACUUAUUUUAGCUGAAACAUGGGUUUCUCUUAUGCACA